CAGCUCAGUUGAUCUCGCAGCUCGAUAGAGUUCGGUUCUGUAAACCAACAUAAAACACUGCUCAGCGGUUUUAAAAAUUGCGUUUAAAAACAAAUAUUUUUCGGACAAAUCGCAAUGGCUGCCAACAAAUUGUGCUGCACCCUGGCUAUUGGCGCUCUAUUGUGCCUGGGAUUCGCGGCUCUCAUUCAAGCUCAGGAUAAGCCGGUGACUGAUGUGUGCCUGGGAUGCAUCUGCGAGGCCACUUCUGGCUGCAACCAGACCCGUUUCUGUGGCUCUGGAGUCUGCGGCCUGUUUCGCAUCACCUGGGCCUACUGGUCCGACGGCGGCAAGCUGACCUUGGGCAACGAGAGUCCCCAGUCGGAGGAGGCCUAUGCCAAUUGCGUGAACGACCCGUUCUGCGCGGCCAACACCAUCCAGAACUACAUGACCAAGUUCGGGCAGGACUGCAAUGGAGAUGGCGCCAUCGACUGCUACGACUAUGCGGCCAUCCACAAGCUGGGCGGCUACGGGUGCAAGGGCGAGCUGAGCUACCAGUACCAGACGCAGCUGACCAACUGCCUCAAUUCGUUCCAGCACAUCGACGUCCGCAUCAGCAAGUGAUCGCACUACCUUGCUAAGCUUAUGUCCUAAUUAAAUUUAAAUACUGUAAUGACUAAUAA
This is a messenger RNA of Drosophila biarmipes, 659 nucleotides long. RefSeq names its product lysozyme. Lineage: Eukaryota; Metazoa; Arthropoda; Insecta; Diptera; Drosophilidae. Bases 115 to 600 code for a protein of 161 amino acids. The record is from RefSeq and is a predicted model, not a curated record. The transcript is spliced from 3 exons. Gene Ontology annotation, molecular function: lysozyme activity.